ACAUCCAAUGAAGAUUUGUUACAUUUGUUUAUUUACAAGUGGAGUAAGCUUGUGAAUACCACUUGUUAGUUUAUUGUUGUGACUAUCUAUUUUUGGGUUAUUGCUAAAUUUUUACAAUUUUUCAAAGGUCUAUAUAAAAUGUUAUUUUACUUCAAUUUUUAAAGAAUAGAGGACAAAUUUCUAAGUCAAGUUGGCUUAAAAUUUUCCAAAAAUGUUAAAUUUUUUUAUGGUUGUUUGAGAUGAGGGUCUUUAAUUAAGGUAUUAGUUGAAAAUGUUGUUUUAUUAUCAUGCUUUGCUCGAACUGAUGCAGAAAGCAGAGUGGACAAAUAAAUAAUUAAGUUAAAAGAGUAAAUAUCCUCUCUAAUAUUUCUCUCUAUUACUAUAACUUUUAAAUGUUAAAUGUUCAUAACUUUUUUUAGAUCCAUUUAACGGUACACUAUUAUAUUCAUAUUUUCAAAAUCUAUAGUUUUUGAAAAAAUAUAAAUAUUAAGAACUAACUACUAAUUAUUUGCCUCUAAAAAUUUAGUUAAAUGGAACAACAUUUUGUUAUGAAUUAGGCAUAAGUGAGUUGGUCAUAAGUUUGAUUUUCGAGAGCUACUUUUAACCUCCAUAGAUUAUUUAAAUACUAUACUCCUUCCAUCGUGGAAAAUAAGUUAUUAUUUUUUAAGGCGUGAUCUGAAUACGACACAUUUAAACAUUGUUUAAAUAUGUAGCAAGCAACCAGAACCAUACAAUAUAAACUUAGCUUAAAUAUACAAUUGAGGUUAAAAAUAUGACAGAUACAUUUAUAGCCUACACCAGCUAUUGACUUCAAAAGCAUAAGGCAUACACAUACCGCUUAAACUACGUACCAUUACCACAAAACAACUACCCUCAAGUUGACAUUUUAUUCCCCUUCUCUAUAUUUGCACAUUGCAAGUUAUAUUCAAUUGACUCACAAUUAAUAUAACUCUCUCUUUAACCAUCAUCAUAGCCUUUUUCUACAGACAUAAAAAACCAUGAACAGCACUAACAAUUCUGAUUACAACCCUUCACAGAACUCAAAUAUGUUAACAUAUUAUUAUCUUGGAAUGUCUUUUGCUUUUAUUUUUCUAAUGAUGUUCAUAGCUCUAGUUUCAUGUUACUGUAACCACAGAAACUGGCAAAACUGGUUUCAAUCUAGAGGCAGCAAUUCCAACAGAACAGUGAUCUCGAUGGAGAGAGAUCAUACCGAGUUGAAUAUUGAAGUUUGUGCUGAAGAACAAGAUGCAAUCCUGAAUAGUUACCCUAUUUUGUUGUACUCACAAGUCAAGCUUCAUAAGGCUGAUUCAACAUCACUCACUUGCUCAAUAUGUUUGGGAGAUUACAAAGAUUCAGAGUGGUUGCGACUCUUAUCUGAUUGUGGUCACUUUUUUCAUAAGGAGUGUGUUGCUACAUGGUUUAGGCUAAACCACUCAUGUCCCAUGUGUCGGAGCUCGGCACUUCCAACACCCAUUGCUCAAGUUACACCCUUGUCAACUACUCAUGAUUGAGUAGAACAAACUAUAAAUGGUUAGAACUUUAGAAGCCUCAUCUUUGACUAUACUGUUUUAUAUAUACGGUUUUACAUGUAAUAUAGGUUACUUGAAUUUGCUUAAGGCUGAACUUUGACGCUUGCAAGUACCAUGAGUAUUAUUAAUUCUCUUCACCUUCUUUUCUCUCUACAUUUUUCAUGAGUACUUCAAUUUUUUCAAAUAUUCGGUUUGAUUUCUAAGUUUAUAAACCUAUUUUUAGUGUUCGAA
This is a messenger RNA of Lathyrus oleraceus (garden pea), 1760 nucleotides long. Its product is annotated as RING-H2 finger protein ATL70. The coding region runs from base 999 to 1511 and encodes 170 amino acids. Lineage: Eukaryota; Viridiplantae; Streptophyta; Magnoliopsida; Fabales; Fabaceae. The record is from RefSeq and is a predicted model, not a curated record. The transcript has a single exon.